CUCCUGCUAUCGAUCGACAUCUCAACCAGUUUUCGAAUUCCCAUCCUGAACCCCGCGAGCUUGAGAUCUAAGCUUUCUCCCUGAGUGAUUUCACCCUGUAUUUUACUUUAUCCAGAAUUGCUUGGAGCUGGAGAAGCUUCCAUAUAGGCGUUGUCAAGAUGAUUUCUCGUCCGAUUGCAAUUGUUGCAGCGAUUCUCAUUAUUUUUACUUUUGGGUUGUACCAUAAUUCAGGACUGAUACCGAAGUCCACGAGCUCGACAAUACCUGCAAAGGCUGCUACGUCGCCGACAAAACCAAGUAGCAAGUCAGAUUCCAAUGCAGAGCUAGGAGUUCCUCAUGCAGAGACAUAUUUUGAGCAAGUCUUUUCAGAGCGCAAGCCUCCCCAAUACGAUUUCCCAGCGUUGAAGCAGCAAUGCGAACGUACGAAAUGGCCGGAAGACGAGGUGUAUCUUCAAUGCGGCGGCAUGGCAGCAGGACUUACCUCCAUCAUGUCACAAGUCAAAGUCUGCUUGAAGAUGGCUGUCGAAGCAGGAACAGGCAUUGUCCUCCCAUCAAUGCCUCUCAGAGACUCCAAGCAACUCGAUAACUUCAACUUCCUCAAUGGCGAAGCAUACUUGACAUACGAUCAGUGGUUCGACGCCGAGCAUCUCAUUUCUCAAAUGAACCGCGCUUGUCCACAAAUGAAGAUUGUCCAUCCGAAUCAACUCGACGCACUGACCGAAGACGGAGUCCAAGUCAAGAACAAAUGGUCUAUAGACCUCGCUCAAGCCCCCGGAUACGUCCAAUUCAUGUCCUACUUCUGGGCUGGCCGACCCUUCAAAUCCUUCUUUGAAGAACAACUCGGUCGUCUUGAAAAUCUGCAGCAGCUAGAUCCACACCACGAUGAUACGAAAAAAGGAAUCACCAUCAUCAACAUUUCUUCCCAAUUCCUCGUUUUCAGAAUAACGGACGACCCAACAGGCGAAGAUCUCCAUCUCUGGAACGAUCUCGGACACUUGAUCCGAUUCAACGAAGUCCCGCGCAAGAUCGUGAACCAACUUAUUAGGCAAAUCAACCGCCCAUUCUACGGCGUCCAUUUCAGAGUAGAAAAGGACACCAUCUGGUCCUCGCUCGAGAACCAGCUCGCAGUCGACUUGGACGCUCUCGACACAGCUUGGACCAAGUAUGGCGACAAGAACUCCCCCAAACCUCUCGUCUACCUCGCAUGCGGCGACCAAGAACAAGUCGAGAAAUUCGUCGCAGAAGGAAAGAAUCGCGGUUGGGACGUAACUCACAAAUGGAAUCUCGCUUCUACCUCUCCCGAGACGCUGAGCCUGAUCAAUGGGUUGGCGUUUGAUUUCCAGGGUGCGGUUGAUAUGGGACUCAUGGUGAAGAGUGAGUUCUUCUUGGGGAUUACGGGAAGUGCGUUUAGUAGCAGUAUUGGCAAUGUGAGAGAUAGGACGGGGAGGUACCGCGGGAGCAGCUUCUUGGUGUGGGAUGACGAGGGAGCGAGGACGCAUUUGUUUAAUGACGGAGAUGCGGGGAGUUAUGCUUGUUGUUUAUGAGGGACUCGUCUUGGAAUGACAGUCUGAUGUGUUGGACGAGGCUUGGGAGGAGUUUUUGGCGAACUUGGCGUUUGGGGAAGAAAGGUUGGAAUAUUUGCUGUAAUGGAUACGACUAUAUAAGACGAAUAUCAUCAUAGAUGAACACUUA
Molecule: messenger RNA, 1692 nt
Organism: Mollisia scopiformis
Lineage: Eukaryota; Fungi; Ascomycota; Leotiomycetes; Helotiales; Mollisiaceae
Exons: 1
Coding region: 159-1544 (461 amino acids)
Source: RefSeq, a predicted model, not a curated record